Nerophis ophidion (straightnose pipefish) is the source of this 3891-nucleotide messenger RNA. RefSeq names its product cytochrome P450 2F3-like. Gene Ontology annotation, biological process: xenobiotic metabolic process. Gene Ontology annotation, molecular function: oxidoreductase activity, acting on paired donors, with incorporation or reduction of molecular oxygen, reduced flavin or flavoprotein as one donor, and incorporation of one atom of oxygen; iron ion binding; heme binding. The record is from RefSeq and is a predicted model, not a curated record. The transcript has 9 exons. Bases 33 to 1514 code for a protein of 493 amino acids. Gene Ontology annotation, cellular component: cytoplasm; intracellular membrane-bounded organelle. NCBI's taxonomy places the organism in Eukaryota, Metazoa, Chordata, Actinopteri, Syngnathiformes, Syngnathidae.
ACCCAGGCUCCCGUCAGACAAACAGCGGCGCUAUGGAGUGCACCGCAGCGGUCUUGUUGUUGGGGCUCCUGUUGGCUCUGCUGUGGUUGCUUUAUGACAAAAAGAGCAAGACCACGACAAGCCGUCUCCCUCCAGGACCGCCGGCGCUUCCUCUGCUCGGAAACCUGCCUCAGCUGGACAAACACGCACCUUUUAAAAGCUUCGUCAAGAUGAGCCAAACGUAUGGAGCGGUGAUGACGGUGCACCUGGGCUGGCAACGUACGGUGGUCCUGGUGGGCUACGAGGCCGUCAAAGAGGCUCUGGUCGACCAAGCUGAUGACUUUGCAGGAAGAAUGCAGAUGCCGUUCCUUUACAAAGCCACUAGGGGCUAUGGUUUGGGCCUCAGUAACGGCGAGCGCUGGCGACAGCUGCGGCGUUUCACCCUGACCACCCUACGAGAUUUCGGGAUGGGACGCAAAGGCAUGGAGGAGUGGAUCCAGGAGGAGAGCCAACACAUGAGGGCCCACCUGGACUCUUACAAAAAAGCGCCCUUUGACCCCACCUUCCUGCUGACCUGCUCAGUGUCCAACGUGGUGUGCUGCCUGGUGUUUGGACAACGCUUCAACUACGAGGACGCAGACUUCCAGCAGCUAUUGGCCAUUACAAAGGAACUUGUUAUGUUUAUGGCUAGUCCUCUGGGGCAGAUGUACAACAUCUUUCCUGGACUGACUGAGCGCCUGCCAGGCCACCAGCAAAAAGUCUUUGCUCACAUAGAGACGGUGAGAUCUUUCAUCAAAAAGAAGAUCCAGCAGCAUGAAGACACUUUGGACUCUAGCUCUCCCAGAGACUACAUUGACUGCUUCCUUAACCGCAUCCAACAGGAGAAGGACAACGCUUCCAGUGAGUUCUUCUAUGACAACCUGGUAGGCACAGUCAUGAAUCUCUUCAUGGCUGGAACAGAAACCAGCAGCUCUACUAUCCGAUACGCUCUCAGCGUGUUCAUUAAACACCCUGAUAUACAAGAGAAAAUGCAGCAGGAGAUCGACGCUGUGAUUGGACGAGAACGUUGUCCCAACAUGGAGGACAGAAAGUCCAUGCCCUUUACAGAUGCAGUCAUCCAUGAGGUGCAGCGCUUUCUAGACAUUGUGCCCUUCAGCCUGCCACACUACACGCUGCAUGACGUCUCCUUUAGAGGCUACACCAUUCCCAAGGACACCAUCAUCAUUCCCUUGCUGCACUCUGUGCUGAAAGACGAGAAACAGUGGGUGGAGCCUUGGUCCUUUAAUCCUCAGCACUUCCUGGACCACAACGGCAACUUUAAGAAGAACCCGGCGUUUAUGCCUUUUGCGGCAGGGAAAAGAGCUUGUGUCGGAGAGUCUCUGGCCCGCAUGGAACUGUUCAUCUUCAUCACGUCACUGCUGCAACAUUUCAGCUUCUCCUGCGUCGGAGGUCCAGACAGCGUCAACCUUACGCCGGAGUACAGCAGCUUCGCCAACGUGCCGCGGCAACACCAGCUCAUCGCUACGCCUCGCUGACACGCACGCCUCCAACAAGGGCCAAUAAGAACAGCGUCUCAGACCUCUCACACCAUCUCCACAUAUGGCUGCUUCACCAAAAUUAAGCAGCGCCCUGUUUUGAAAAAUAUUAAAAUGGCCCCUACCUGCUUUAAUUUUUCAGUGUUUGGCCCUCAGUAAAAAUAGUUUGGACACCCCAGUUCUAAAACAAUGCUGCGAGCAUCACAACUCCAGUGCCAGGUGAGGUGUGUUCAGUAGGGGUGGAAAAGUUCCCAAAUCCACGGUUUAGAUCUUAAUACGGCUACGUGACACUGUUUUCGAUGUACCUUGUCGUUCUUUUUUGACACCCCAGAAUACCAUAUUUCCCGGUAAUCAAGCAUUACUCCUUUAUCAGUUGUGGUUCUUACAAACAUAUCUUAUGAAAUAAAACUUAGAAAAUGGCUCCUAAAGCUCUGACUUUUAAAUUAAUGUGAACAAAGAGCUAAGAGUACAAUCUUAAUAAGCACAUUAUAUACCAUUAACAUAACAUGAAGCACUAGCUUUAUUGGCACUUUUGUUUAUAUCAAAACAAAAAUAUAAAUUUCAAUGCAAAAAUCAUUAAAUUUAUUGAUACAUCAUUGGACAAUUUGGACAAGUAUUUUAAAUAAAAGCAUAAUAAUUUUGUAACAUAAAUGUGCCAAUGAGUACUUUAAAGUACGAUACUUUUUUGAAACCUUUAUUUUGUUAGCGUAGUCAGACAGAAUGUUGCACACAGUGCUCUAAGCAUGCUGCUGUUCUUAAAGAGGAACUGCACUUUUUUUUUUCUUUCGUUCACAACCAUUAUGAGAGACAAGUGUUUUAUCUUUGCAUUCUAUCAUGUAAAAAUCAUCUGGUUAUAAUAUCGCUAAUAGGAACAAUCAGUUCUAUGUUUAAAUCUCUUUAAAAUGCAUUCAAUUUACGUUCCCUAACCUGUAUAAUAACCAAGCGGUACCGACAUUGUUAUUGUAACAGUGAACACUGAGGAACUCUUUUUGUAGAGUAGUAACACAUCGGCGUGCUUCGGUAUUAGUCGUAAAAGCGAACUAUGGAUUCGGAAAGAGAUUAACCAGCUUCUACGUCAGCACAAAAUAAGUUCGAGUUUGUAUUGCACAACACAAAGUUUUCAGACUCCAAUAUGUACCGACUGAAAAAACAUUAACAAUCAUAUUACAAUAUCUGUAGAGUGUUAGCCCACAUUCCAUGUUUUGUUUGUACACAGCUAGCUUGACAGCAUAUGUAUUGUAGUUGAAAUAACGCACAUGUUGUGCUACGUGUAUCACGAUCAAUAUCAAGUGUGACUCACUUGAUGGACAGUUGUGUGCUUGGUUCAGUUGGCUGGGGACAAUGUUUCUGGGUUAUUUGGUUAAGCACUCCAUUUAUGGCGAAAUAGCAUGGCUUCAAAAUAUACAUUUUGCAGCUUCAAGUCACUUUCCCCUCACUCUCUCGUCUUCCGUCUGCGCCAAUGUCUCCAGAAAAAAAAGUCUUCUCGUCUCUCAUAAUGAUUGUGAACGAUUGGCAAAAUUCCACAAAAAAGUGCAGUUCCUCUUUAAGGGUGCUUGUUGGCUGCUAUAUUUUUGAUUACAUGUGGCUGUUUUGAAAUAAAAUAAAAAAGCCAUCCUGUCUUUACAAUGAACUUGCAUCGGUGGUCUCGUCCACAACAACACAAGCAGAUAAGAAGUAUUGCGGGUGUAUGGGUUGUCCUGGCUAGCAUUAGAGUGUUCGCAGACUCAGCAAGUGUUUCAGGGAUGAGCAGGCCCCGGACACGCAAUUUCCCCAAACGAAUGUUCCCUGUCCUCGAGAUGACAGCAUUUCAAUCGCAUUCAUGCUAAUUUCCAUGACUUUUCUUGUUUAACAGUAGAUUCGGUUUUUAUUGGCCAGUUCCGUGAUUCCGUAUGAUCAGGUCUACACGUACACGCUCCAAACUAAAUGAGUAACACAAAGAAAAAAACUGGUAUCCGAGCAACAUACGUACUUCGAAACGGUGUCAGCUCAAACGAACGCUUUAGAUUUUUUCACAAACCGUUCCAUCUCUAGUGUUCAGUGAUACCAGCGAGAAGAAGGUGCGUCUUCGGUCACAAGGUUUAUGGAGGCCAGCUGGCUCGUCAUUGGCUAAAUGUUGGGCAGGUGAUAUCUGUGCUUCGCCGGCUUCUUGACGUCUGGUGCAGGUGACAUGUUGCUGUUUGUUAACUGUGGCAAGUACUGGGCCUGUAGGACACAGAUACAGUUCUUAAAUGUUGGAUGAUGUUGAUGAACAAGCAGGGCCUGCCCCUCCCUAUAUACCAGGGGUGUCAAACGUACGGCUCAGGCCUGCAAACAGGUUUUAUCCGGCCCGCGUGAUGAGUUUGCCAAGUAUAAAAAUUAGCUACUUUUUUUUUUUUUU